AAGGCGGAAGCGGCUCCCGGGCCCCGAGUGCCGGACCGGGGGUCCGGAGGGGCCAUGGCCGGGGCCGGCUGGGCCCCGCCGCGCCUCGACGAGUUCAUCCUCACCGAGCCCCUCGGCUCCGGCACUUACGCCACCGUCUACAAGGCCUACAGGAAGAGGGACACGCGUGAGGUGGUGGCCAUCAAAUGCGUCAACAAGAGGAGCCUCAACCGGGCAUCGGUGGAGAACCUGCUGACAGAGAUCGAGAUCCUCAAGACCAUUCGCCAUCCCAACAUUGUGGAGCUCAAGGACUUCCAGUGGGACGGUGACCACAUCUACCUGAUCAUGGAGUUCUGCGCCGGGGGGGACCUGUCCCACUUCAUCCGGAUGCGCCGCAUGCUCCCCGAGAAGGUGGCACGCGUCUUCCUGCAGCAGCUCGCCUGCGCCCUGAAGUUCCUCCACGACCACAACAUUUCCCACCUGGACCUGAAGCCGCAGAACAUCCUCCUGAGCGCCCCGGAGAACCCCCAGCUGAAGCUGGCAGAUUUCGGCUUUGCUCAGUACAUGUCCCCGUGGGAUGAGAAGCACGUGCUGCGUGGCUCCCCGCUCUACAUGGCCCCCGAGAUGGUGUGUCAGCAGCACUACGACGCCCGUGCCGACCUGUGGUCGGUGGGCGUCAUCCUUUACGAAGCAAUUUUUGGGAAGCCACCCUUCGCUUCCCGCUCCUUCGCCGAGCUGGAGGAGAAGAUCCGCAGCGACCGGGCUGUGGAGCUUCCCAGCCGGCCCCAGCUCUCUCUGGAAUGCCGGGAUCUCUUGGGACAGCUGCUGGAGAGGGACCCUCGGAAGCGCAUCUCCUUCGAGUGCUUCUUCGCUCACCCCUUCGUGGACAUGGAGCACAUCCCUGGCCCCGAGAGCCUGGGCAAGGCGACCGACCUGGUGGUGGAGGCAGUGAGGAAAGAUCAGGAGGGAGACGCCAAAGCCGCCUUCUCCCUCUACCGCAAAGCCCUGGAGUAUUUUGUGCCAGCGUUGCACUAUGAAAGCGAUGCGCGGCGCAAAGAAGCCAUCCGGGCCAAGGUGAGGCAGUACAUCUCCCGAGCAGAGGAGCUGAAGGUGUUGGUCACCUCCAGCAACAAGAACCUCCUGGAGAAAGGAAACCCAGCCAGAGAGCUCCUUAAAGAGAUGGCCAAGGACAAACCUCGGCUCUGCGCCGCGCUGGAAGUGGCUUCGGCUGCCAUCACCAAGGAGGAGGAAGGCAGGGAUGACAGUGAGGCCCUGGAACUGUACCAGCAGAGCUUGGGGGAGCUGCUGUUGCUCCUGGCUGCGGAGCCGGCAGGGCGGCGGCGGGAGCUGCUCCAUGCCGAGAUCCAGACCCUGAUGGCCCGAGCCGAGUACCUGAAGGAUCAGAUCAAGAUGCGGGAGGCACAAUCCAUGGGCAAAGAGGCGCUGGCAGAAUCUGUCCGGAGCGCCUGUACCUUGCAGUGACUCCCGGGAGCUGCCCCGCAGGACGCUGCUCGCUGCCCUACCUGGAGACACCGGCGCCGGGAUGAGGUUUCCGUCCCCCGCUCCAGGAUGACACCUGGAGGGUCACCCCGGGGCUCCCAGCCCCGGGGGCUCUGCGGGGCCAUCUGCCCCUCUCGCAGGCGCUGGCUCAUUUCCCUGCCAGCCCUGCCUCGACCGUCUGCUGCUGCAGCCUCCCCUGCCACAGCGGGCGGGUUAUUCCACUCUAAUUCCCUCCGCUGGCUGCCAUGGGAAGGGUAUUUUUAUCCUGGCAGGACAUCCCCCCUGCUUUUUCGGCUGGGUGGUUCUUCCACCUCCCGAAUUCUGGGGGAGCUCACACGGCCCAGGUGCACAAAUCCGGCCGGGAGCUGAGGGUGGACAGGGAUGCUCCGCUGUGCCUUCCUCGCCCGGCAUCUACCUCUGCAUCCAGCCUCCAGCACCCACUGCAGUGGCCCAGCCUAGCCAUACCUCCCUGCCUCUCGCUGCUGGAGCACUGGGAAUGAGGCUUUUCCUUCCUGAACCUGGAGCCUGGCAGGUGCUGGCUGUGUCAUCAGUGUCACGACAGUGAGCAGUGCUCAGCAGGUACUGAUGGAGCCGGGCACGAGCAGCAAUCAGUCACCUUCAGGGACACCCUCUCAGCAUCCUGCCUGCCCUGCUCCACUCCUCAGGGCCCUGGCACCCCCAACAUCCAAAUCAUGUUCCCAGGAGUCGCUGGUAUGGGGUGCUGAGGUUGGCCUGGAAAACAAGGUACUUGUCUCAAAAUCUCAAGGGAAUGUAAUUUAUUGUCUUUAAUAAACUUUAAUUUUGAUUUCUCCA
Messenger RNA from Catharus ustulatus (Swainson's thrush), 2292 nucleotides. It is a transcript of the gene ULK3, whose product is annotated as unc-51 like kinase 3. Bases 55 to 1461 code for a protein of 468 amino acids. Gene Ontology annotation, biological process: autophagy; protein autophosphorylation; autophagosome organization. Gene Ontology annotation, cellular component: autophagosome; cytoplasm. NCBI's taxonomy places the organism in Eukaryota, Metazoa, Chordata, Aves, Passeriformes, Turdidae. The record is from RefSeq and is a predicted model, not a curated record. The transcript has 16 exons. Gene Ontology annotation, molecular function: ATP binding; protein serine/threonine kinase activity.